AUGGAUCCAUUGAAUCCCAAAUUAUCACAUAAACCUCCUAAUUUCGAUGAAAUAGUGAGUUACAUCGAGAAGGCUCAUAAGGAGAACACAAACCAGCCUGCCCAAGUAGCUGCGUUCAAUAGAUGUGCUGAUUUUCUUAAAUCCAAUCCUCAUUCUCAUUGGUUCUGUGAUCCAUACAUAUACCCCAUAGCAUCUCAUGUUCUUUUCCUCUUUUCCAUGAAUGAUACUAAAACAGGGUUGUUUGUCAAAGACCAGAUAGCUGCAUCCAUCAGUCGAUGUCCAGAUUGUGUUUCAGGAUUUGUUAAAGGUAAAUCACAGCUUUAUCAUACAUUUGUCGUUAAUAGAAAUAUUCCUAUUCCUCAAGUUAAUCAAGUUUUGAAGAUACUAACCAAUUGGCAAAUUAAGAUCAUCAAGGAUGAAUUGUUAUCAUCAACAACUACCGGUAUCAAUAAUGUGGUGGAAAAUUAUUUAUAUAUGUGCUUAUACGAUGCUGAGAUCUUGAAAGAAGAUGUUGAAAUCAUGAAUGCUUUCAAAUUGUUGAUUGUUCAAUCGAAGAUCAAUCAAGAGUUUAAUGGUUUUUGUGGUUCAUUCAUAUACUUCUUAUUCAGUGAUGAUAAAGUUUUGAGAGACUGGACUGUUCGUAAACUUCAACAUGUUCAAGUUAUUAAAGAUACUAAUCCUAUGACUGAUGAGUUUUCCAAUCAUCUGUACAAAAUACAGAAUCCUAAUACAUAUGAUGAAAAAGCUGCUAGUUUAUUCUGGCAAAAUUGUUGUUUGUUAAUUAAAUGUUUCAAAAAACAAUUCUUGGAAGUAUUCAAUCUUCCUGGAGAUUUAGAACCAAGAUCAAAACUUGAUGGUGUGCUCUAUUUCCGUUUACUCACAGUUUUAAGAAACCAUAUAUUCGCUCAAGUUAGUUUACCUUUACCUCAUUUACUUGAAUUCUUGAGCCAUCUUACAAUUGAAUAUGAACUAGAUUUAUGGACUAAAUGGGAUUUCCGUGGUGAACUUCCCGAAAAAUUCAUUGUAAGCAUUCUUGGAAAUAGCAGUUUCAGUCGAUUCAUUCAAUCCCCCAAUCAUGUUAAUUGUAUGAUUACAUGGACUUACCCUUUUUGGAAGUCCUUAAGUGGGAUUUAUAGCAUUAGAGCCGGUACUCGUAUCACAAGAUUUUAUUUAGCAUUUAACGGGACUAUAAAUAACCUCCAGCUGUUGGAUCCAGUGUUCCGAAUUUUAAAUGAAAGUUUUAAUAUCCUGCUGUUGAGAAGUUCAACUCCUGAUAAAUUGGAUAUCGAGAUAGGUAAGCUUAAAGAUUUCAGGCCGAUUUUGGAUGAUCAUAGUGAUGUUUUAAUCAAAUGUUUGGACACUUUUGAAGGUGAGAAUAAAUUGCUUAUAGCUGAUAUUAUCAGUUCAGCUUUAAGUUUCGAUAUUCUGAUUUUAUUUUCCAAUAGUAUUCAUUUGGAAAGGGGAAGAAAUCCCAAGACUUUUGACUCUUACCCGUUGUUAUGGAAGAGAUUAACCGGAAGUGAUCUGAAACUCCCAGUUCCUCGAUUCUUCCUGAGUUUCCAAGACGUUUGUAUGAUAGAUAAGUUCGAAGACAGGAAGCUGAAUGAACAAUUAGGGUUAUCAGUGGCUAUUAAAGCCCACAAGGCUAAUGUCGAUGUAAUUGUUGAUUCAUUAAACACUUUGUUCAAUAAGUUUGGGGAACUAAAUCCCAAUCAUCUUAUGGGAAUUUUCGAAAACUCUCAAGCCAUGAUGGGAUUUUGGUCUUGUUUGUUUUCUGCUGGUAAUUCUCAAGAUACUCUUUUGGUAUUGUAUCAAGCGUUUGAUGUUGAAGGAAGACUUGAAGGGAUCACCAAACUCUUAGAAAAUUAUUUCAUCAAAUCCAUGGAAGCCAUUAUUUCGGGAAUCAAGAAACUUUUGGUUUUAGAGGCUUUUGAACCAUGUCCUAAAACUGUCAGAGUUCUUAUGGAUGUUAUAAAUGGCCUUGCUGACCCAACUGAAGGUUUAUUGCGUAGAAACCCUGGUAUUGCCAAAGAUGAAGUUGCACAGAACCUUUUGAUCGAAUUUUGGUCGGUGACAUGGAAAUUUCUGACUAUGAUUUAUAUCAAAACCAUUCAAUGGGCCAAUCAAUAUUCUGCUGAUUUACUUAUCGAAUUUACUCGUGAUAAUUUGGAUUUAAGUCAUUUAUUAUUGGAUUCUUACAGUUUAAUGGUCGAUAUAGUUAAAACAGAAAAUGUAGACAAAAAAUUCAUCCAAGAAGUUUUGAAUGUUUUCACCAGUGCCAUGGUAUGGUUUAAAUUGCAAGAUGCUUCAUUAUCAAGAUCAUGUGUUGAGCUUAUCUUCCAAGGUUUAGAUUUAGCUGUAGCUCACCAAUUAGAGAUUUCAACGGAUUUGAUUGCAAAUAUGGUUAAAUAUGGUCUCUCAGUGAGGAAAUUCAAAACCAGACUUACAGAGGAACAAAGAACAAGUAUAAUUGCCAAAGCCAAAGAGAUUAAUAUCCGAGUACUUGAAAAAGUUCUCUUGGAAGUGGUUCCCCCAGCUAACAAAUCUGUUAGUAGAAGUGCAACCCCAGAUAUUAUAGAAGUUAGCGAAGGUGAUGCUAAGCAACCUCGUAUUACCAAUUUUGGUAGUAAUUCCAAAAUCCCUACUCCAAUAAACCCUCCAAAGCCUACCAAGUUAUCUAAUUUAGAAUUAGCUAGAUUGAAUCUUUUGAAUCAAAAUUUACCCAAAAAAUCUGCUCCAGCUCCUGCUCGUCCUGCUGGAUUUAACAAGAAAGAGGUCUCUGUUGGAAGAUCAUUGAACUUACAGAAAAAGAAAGCUCAUGAUUCUGAUGAUUCUGAACCUGAAGGAGAAACCGAUAAUUCUGAUAUUUUUGUUAAGAGUACUAAAAGCAAAGUUACUGAGAUUGGUAUAGAUGGCAAACCUUUAAUUAGAACCAAAAGAGUUAAGUCGGCUGAAGAAAUCGAAAGAGAAGAAAAUUUGAAAUUACGUAUGCGUCUUAAUGUUGAUUUGAACGGUCUUUAUCGUCAAAUUUUGAAAUGGAACUAUGCUGAUAGUCAAUUUCCAGGUGUCAGUAGUGAAGUUGGUAAUUUAAAGGAUACUUAUGAAAAUAUUUCAGAUUAUACAAGAGCCACCGAACCUUUAUUAUUACUUGAAUGUUGGUCACAAAUCCAAUCAGCUAAAGACAGAGGUCAAGAAACUCCAUUUGAACUUUAUGUCGGUUCAAGAGUUUCAAACGAUGGAUUUUUCGAAUUAUACUGUAGUAUGAGUAAGAAGAAAGUCAGUGAUAUUAAAUUAAUUGAGACUGACUUGGUAGUCAUAACGUUUGCUGAAAUGGCACCAAGUGGUCCUGAACUCGCAACUUAUAUGAAACAUCCAAAAACUAUAACUUGGUUAGCUAAAGUCACUUCCAUCAAAUCUGCUAAUCCCGAAACUUCUGAUGUUACUUUGAGAAUUAAUCCCGUGGGUGAUAUGUUGAACAAACUUGGACCUGGGGUUCAAUUAUGUGCUAUGAAAGUUAUGCAAAUGGUGACAGUUGAAAGAGAAUAUUCCUCUUUAAAAGGUUUACAAUAUUAUGAUCUUUGUAAAGACAUUUUAGCUUCCAAACCAGCAGAACCAGUUAAAAUUCCCCAAGAGAAAUUGAAUUCAGCCAUGAAAACAUAUAAUGUUAAUAGUUCUCAAGCCCAAGCUAUCUUAGGUACUCAAGAUGCCACUGGGUUUUCAUUGAUCCAAGGUCCUCCAGGUACUGGUAAAACCAAGACCAUUCUUGGGAUUUUAGGUUAUAAUCUUAGAGAAGAAAAGGCUGAUGCUAGUGAAAUCAAGAUUGUUGGUGAAGCAGUAAAACGAGAAAACAAGAUUCUUAUUUGUGCUCCAAGUAAUGCAGCUGUUGAUGAAUUAGUCCUUAGAAUUCGAGGCGGAAUUUUGAAUUCUUCCGGUGAAUUGGUUACUCCAAAAGUUGUUAGAUUGGGUCGAAGUGAUGCAGUUAAUUCUGCUGUUAAAGAUUGUACUUUAGAAGAAUUAGUUGAUAAACAUUUAUCGGCACCUACAGAGAAUAAUCUUCCUGCAAUCAGACAAAAGAAAAACGAAAUUACUGAUGAACGGAAGAAAUUAUUCGAUAAGAAAGAAACCAUUGAAGAUGAAAAGGAAUUGGCUGAAAUCGAUUAUAAAAUCCGGUUAUUGAGUAAAGAGAGAAAUCAUCUUUUGAAUCAAAUCGAAGAACAAAAGGAACAAAAUUCUAAGGCUUAUCGUUCAAGAGAUAUCGAGAGGAGACAACUUCAAGCCAAAAUCUUGAAUGAAGCACAAAUUAUUUGUGCAACAUUAUCAGGAUCUGCUCAUGAUAUCUUAGCCAAUACAUUCAUUAAAUUUAAUAAGGUCAUUAUUGAUGAAGCUUGUCAAUGUGUAGAAUUGUCAUCAAUUAUUCCCCUUAGAUAUGGUUGUACACAAUGUAUUAUGGUUGGAGAUCCUAACCAACUUCCUCCAACAGUUAUAUCACAAAAAGCUGCUGAUUUACAGUAUGAUCAAAGUUUGUUCGUUAGAAUCCAAAAGAAACAUCCUGACUCGGUUUAUCUAUUAGAUGUUCAAUAUCGUAUGCAUCCUGAGAUUUCACUUUUCCCUAGUAGAGAAUUUUAUAAGAGCAGAUUGAAAAAUGGUGAUAAUACAUUAGCUUCAAAUACUCGUUCAUGGCAUCAAAAUCAACUUUUGUCUCCUUAUAGAUUCUUCAAUACUGUGGGAGCUCAUAAACAGAACGAGAGAACAAAGUCUCUCUUCAAUACAUCAGAAGCCAAUAUUGCCUUGGAAUUGGUGGAAAAUUUAAUCUCUUUGAUGCCUGAUAGAGAUUACAAGGGUAAGAUUGGGAUUAUUUCUCCAUAUAAGGAACAAAUUAAUGUUUUGAAAAGAAUCUUCAGAGGUAAAUUAGAUCCAUAUGUUGAGAGAUUGAUUGAUUUCAACACUGUUGAUGGUUUCCAAGGUCAAGAAAAAGAUAUUAUCAUUAUGUCAUGUGUAAGAGCUAAUGAUGCUGGAGGAGUUGGGUUCUUGAGUGAUGUUAGACGUAUGAAUGUGGCGUUAACUCGUGCUAAAUCGACUCUUUGGGUUUUGGGUAAUGCCACUUCUUUAUGCAGAAAUCAUACCUGGAAAGAUUUGAUUGAAGAUGCCAGAUCAAGAGGUCUUGUUAGUGAUGCUAAAUCUGGAUUCUUAAGGUCAGAAUAUUUCAUCCCUCCUCCAAUUGAGCCAAAGAAUAAGACUAAGGAUGAUAGGAAGAAAAGUGAUAAGAUUGAAGAUUUGGGAUCAGAACCUCAAACAAAUGGAACGAAUUCUAACAAACAUACUAAAGAAUCAUCUCCUUUGAAGUCGGACGAUAGACAAAAUUCAAAGAAAAGACCUCUGGGUGAAGUUACUAAAGAAUUUAAAAGACAAAAGAAUUCCCCUCCGGUUCCAACCAAGUCUGGGAUUUUUUCUCCUGAAUCAAACCGUGUUAUACCCAAGAAGCCCAAACCUACAAUCUAUAAAUUACCAAAAAAACCUGAAGCUUCUACAGUGGAAUCUUCCUCACUGGAACCUUCAGAAUCGAAAACAGACAUUGCACCUUCGAAAUCUGGUCUGUUACCUCCUAGACCUAAGAAAUCAAGUUUGUUCAUUCCAAGAAAGAGACGUCCAUAG
Molecule: messenger RNA, 5652 nt
Organism: Yamadazyma jaroonii
Lineage: Eukaryota; Fungi; Ascomycota; Pichiomycetes; Serinales; Debaryomycetaceae
Source: the annotation of a GenBank genome assembly